AUGUCUCAAAUGUCUCGGGAAACGACUUUAAUAACCAUACCAAGAGAGCACUUACCUGCAACCAUUCGUAAAAUAUUGGCUAAACCUGGUGAUAACAUUAUAAAAACACAGUCACUUUUGAUAUAUGAAUAUAUCAAAAAAGCACAACCGACUAAAUUAAAUCCUAAAAUAGAAGAAAUAAUCGAUGUUAAUGUGCCUUUUGUUGAAGAAUUGAAAAGUCCAGCAGAAGGUAAACUUGAUGAAUAUUAUGUUAGAGAAGGUGAAAUUAUUUCUUCGGAAGAUAGGAAACCCGUUGUUGGAGUUCAAGAAUUAUGUUUUCAUUCAGUUCAACUUCAUGGUUUAUGUGCGAUAUGCGGUAAUGAUAUGAUGAAAACAGAUUUUACUGGUGUUGAUUAUUCACAAAGAGCCACUAUUAGUAUGUCUCAUAAUGUAGCAGGAUUAACUGUGAGUCUUAAUGAAGCUGAAAGAUUAGAAAAAGAAACUUCGACAAGACUUGUGAAAUCACGGAAAUUAUCUUUAAUUGUUGAUUUGGAUCAAACUUUAAUUCACGCAACUAUCGAUCCAAAAGUGGAAGAAUGGAUUAGAGACGAAAAUAAUGUUAAUCACCCUGCAACUAAAGACAUUCACAAAUUUGUUCUUCCUGAUAGUCCUACAAUAUAUUACAUUAAAUUGAGACCAGGACUUAAAGAAUUUUUGAAAACUAUAUCCGAAGAUUAUGAACCUCAUAUAUACACUAUGGGAACUCGAAAUUAUGCAUCUGCAGUCGCGAAUGUCAUUGAUCCAGAUAAAACGAUUUUCAAUGAGCGCAUGACUCAAAAAAACAUACGUCGUCUAUUUCCUUGUAAUGAUUCGAUGGUAGUUGUAAUUGAUGAUAGAGCAGAUGUUUGGGGUUGGUCACCUAAUUUGAUAAAAGUUCAUCCUUAUGAUUUCUUUAUAGGAAUCGGUGAUAUCAACGAUGUCCGUCUUUUAAAGUUGAAUGAAAAACCUAAGGAUAAAGAUUUGACUGCUGCUGACGAUUCACAAAUAUCAGAUUCAUCUAAAGUGACGGGAGACGGUGAAGAAUCAGUAUCAGAAGACGUUAAUUCUUCAGAUACUAAAACUACAACAGAAGACGUUAAUUCUUCAGAUACUAAAACUACAACAGAAGACGUUAAUUCUUCAGAUACUAAAACUACAACAGAAGAUGUUAAUGUUUCAAAUACUGAAAUGACAACAACAUUUGACGUUAAUACUUUAGAACCACCUCAAACAAUGACAAUAGUUGAUAAUGCUUCGGAACCUAAAAUGAUAGUAAUAGAUGAUAAUUCUUCGGAACCAAAAACAACUGCAAUAGAUGGUAAUGUUUUGGAUAUUAAAAUAGUAGAUGAUAAUGCUUUGGAUAUUAAAAUGAUGGCAAUGGUAGAUGAUAAUGAUUCGGAACUUAAAACAACAACGGUAGAUGGUAAUUCUUCGGAUACUAAAAUGACACCAAUAGUAGAUGGUAAUGUUUCGGAAUCUAAAACAACAACAGUAGAUAAUAAUGCUUCUCCCCAAGAAAAGGAAUUUAUUGAUGAUUCAGAAACCUCGGAAAUUAAUAAAAAACUCGAUGAAGAGAUUUCCGAGGAUGACAGAAAUUAUGAUGAAAAAAUGCCUAAAAAACAACAAUUGGACCAUAGUGAAAACGAGGAAAAUAAAAAUUUAGACCUUUUAUCAUCUCUUUUAAACCAAGAUCAAAAUAUAGUAAUUGAAAGACCUAUCCUUAAUGAUGAUACGGAAUUACCCAACCUAUUGAAGGCUUUAAGGAAUAUACAUAAAGAAUUUUAUGAAGAAUUUGAUCGUUUACAUAGUACAUCAAAUGAUAAUGAAGAAAUAAUUAAAACUCCAGAUGUAACUGAAUUAAUACCUCGUUUGAAGUCACAAGUGUUAAAGGGUUUAAAUAUAUUGUUCACGCAUGUAAUUCCAACUCAUCAAAAGAAAGAAAGUGCCGAAAUAUGGAUUUUAGCUAAAGAAUUUGGUGCAGAAUGUUCAGCUAAUUGGAAUAGUAAAGUUUCUCAUCUCGUGGCUGGAGAUCAAGGAACAGAAAAAGUAAGGGAAGCCAAGCGAAAAGGAAAUGUCUUUAUAGUUCGUAAAGAAUGGUUGGAUGACUCCAUAAAAAAAUGGGAGAGACAACCUGAAUCACUUUACACAUUUGAACCAAAUUCAAUACGAGAAACUGAAAAACCUCCGGAUUUAAUAAUCGAAACACCUUCAGCUACUGAUAUUACUGAUGAAGAAGAACAAGAACAAUUGUUAAGUCCUCAAGAAAGUUAUGAACAUUUUCAGAAAAUUGAUUGGGGAAAUGUCUUUAAAGAGGUAGAUGAUGAAAUUGGGGAUUCAGGCGAUACAAGUGCCUUAGAUGAAAGUGAGACUGAAAAAAUUGAUUUCUACCAAACAAACAAUAGUUAUCAACAAUCUGAAUAUGAUGAUGAUGGUGAUUUUGAGGAAUUUUUAAAGCAAGAUCAAGUCGAUGAUGAAUUUAAAAGUCAUGGGGAGGGCGAAGAUUAUUUGAGCGUAAACGAUUAG
Messenger RNA from Diversispora eburnea, 2541 nucleotides. The record is from the annotation of a GenBank genome assembly. NCBI's taxonomy places the organism in Eukaryota, Fungi, Glomeromycota, Glomeromycetes, Diversisporales, Diversisporaceae.